AUGGAUCGUCAAUCUGUAUUUUCUCUGAGUGUUUUACCUCCUGAGUAUGGCGACAAUGAAGAUACAAGAGGUCAAGUGCAAUCUCAACUAGAACAAUUUAUUCUUCAGUUCCGCAUUGACAAUGCCUUCAUCUACAGAGAUCAAAUCCGAGAAAAUGUUCUGUUAAAACAAUACUUUUGCGACGUUGAUGUUGGGCAUUUGAUAUCCUUUAAUGAAGAGCUUGCACACCGACUUGCGACAGAACCUGCAGAGAUUAUACCCCUUUUCGAAAGCGCACUGAAGAAAUGUACACAUCGAAUCGUAUACCCCUCGGAUAGAGAUAUUGUCCUUCCCGAGCAUCAACUCCUCCUUCACUCCACAGCUUCAGAGAUUUCAAUUCGAGACUUAGACGCCCUCGCCAUAUCCCGACUUGUACGAGUACCAGGUAUCGUUAUAGGAGCAUCAGUACUGUCCUCGAAAGCAACAGCACUAAAUAUACAAUGUCGGAAUUGUCGCUCUACAAAGAUAUUACCAGUGAAUGGCGGGUUUUCUGGUGUUUCAUUGCCCAGAAUAUGCGAUAGGCAAAAGAUGCCUGGAGAUCCACCUUGUCCCAUGGAUCCGUAUGUGGUUGUUCAUGAAUCUUCCCAAUUCGUUGAUCAACAAAUUAUUAAGCUUCAGGAAGCUCCAGAUCAGGUCCCUGUGGGAGAACUGCCACGACAUGUUCUUAUUUCCACCGAUAGAUAUUUGACAAAUAGAGUGGUACCUGGUACGAGAUGUAUGAUCACCGGCAUUUUUUCUAUUUAUCAAAACAAGAACACGAAAGGCUCUUCUACCACUUCGGCUGUUGCCAUUCGAACUCCAUACUUGAGGGCAGUUGGUAUACAUAGCGAUGUUGACCACACUGCAAAAGGAAAUGCAGUAUUCUCGGAAGAGGAAGAACAAGAAUUUCUCGAAAUGUCACGCAGACCUGACCUUUACAGUGUUUUUGCUUCCUGUAUUGCCCCAUCCAUUUACGGUAACAACGAUAUCAAAAAAGCGAUAGCAUGUCUCCUGUUAGGUGGAUCCAAAAAGAUUCUUCCUGAUGGUAUGAAACUCCGUGGUGAUAUCAACGUUCUUCUUCUCGGUGACCCUGGAACUGCCAAAUCUCAACUCUUAAAAUUCGUCGAAAAGGUCGCUCCAAUCGCCAUUUAUACUUCUGGAAAAGGUUCUUCAGCCGCUGGUCUUACCGCCUCCGUUCAACGUGAUCACUCAACCCGAGAAUUCUACCUCGAAGGAGGAGCUAUGGUCCUUGCAGAUGGAGGUGUAGUAUGUAUUGAUGAGUUCGAUAAAAUGCGUGACGAAGAUCGAGUCGCCAUUCACGAAGCUAUGGAACAACAAACUAUUUCGAUAGCUAAAGCGGGUAUCACUACAAUUCUCAAUGCACGAACUUCGGUCCUCGCUGCAGCCAAUCCUAUUUUUGGACGUUAUGAUGAUCUCAAAUCACCAGGCGAGAACAUCGAUUUCCAAACCACAAUUUUGUCGCGUUUCGAUAUGAUUUUCAUUGUCAAGGAUGAGCACGAGAGAGGCAAAGAUGAAAAAAUGGCAAGGCACGUUAUGAAUGUUCACAUGGGUGGUAGAGGAAGGGAAGAACAAGCCGAGUCUGAGAUUCCAGUUGAAAAGAUGAAGAGAUACAUCAGCUACUGUAAAUCUCGUUGCGCCCCACGUCUCUCCCCAGAAGCCUCGGAAAAGCUCUCUUCCCACUUCGUCUCCAUCCGCAAACAAGUCCACGCCACCGAAAUGACAACCAACGAACGCUCAUCCAUCCCCAUCACAGUCCGUCAACUCGAAGCCAUCAUCCGUAUCACCGAAUCCCUCGCCAAAAUCUCCCUAUCCCCCAUCGCGCACGAACACCACGUCGACGAAGCCAUCCGUCUCUUCCUCGCAUCCACCAUGGACGCCGUCCAACAAGGUGUCGCGCAACAAGGAAGUCGCGAGCUCCAAGACGAAGUCGCACGAUUGGAAGAAGAAUUAAAGAAGCGAUUGCCCGUCGGCUGGAGCACUUCUCUCGCAACCCUCAAGCGCGAAAUGUGCGAGGGCAGAGGCUUUAGCGAGAUGAGUCUAGAGAGGGCAUUGGUCGUGCUGCAGAGAAGAGAUACCAUUGCUAUUCGAGGACAGGGUAGUCAGGUUUAUAGGAGCGGCGCUUAG
Molecule: messenger RNA, 2163 nt
Organism: Botrytis deweyae
Lineage: Eukaryota; Fungi; Ascomycota; Leotiomycetes; Helotiales; Sclerotiniaceae
Exons: 4
Coding region: 1-2163 (720 amino acids)
Biological process (GO): double-strand break repair via break-induced replication; DNA replication initiation; DNA replication
Cellular component (GO): nucleus; MCM complex
Molecular function (GO): 3'-5' DNA helicase activity; DNA replication origin binding; single-stranded DNA helicase activity
Source: RefSeq, a predicted model, not a curated record